GCGGCGGUGGUGGCGGCGGCGGUGGCGGCGGCGGCGGCGGCGGCGGUGAAUCGUGAAUCGAAAAAUAGUAGUGGCGCUGAAAAAGAGAAAGACGGGAAGUGAGAAGGGAGGGAAGGAGAGAAAAAAGUGUAGUGACCGGGUGAAAAGGGACGGAAGCUGUUUGUCUCGUGGAAAGAAGACGCUUGCUUACUACGGUGGUAUUAUUGGUAACUGGGAGGGAGAGCGGCGACGUUGCGGCGGCGUGAAAGACUAACGAAAUAUGAGCGCUCGAGUGUUGAAUCCGGUGAUGAUGACGGAAAUGAGCAGGAAUUUGGGUGGAGGACGAACGGUGCCGAGCAGAGCAGCCCUUGCCCGUGUUCGAAGGGACCUGUUCGGCCCGGUGGACCACGCUGCGGCACGCGCGUUAGCGGAACGGGAGUUGCGCGCUCAAUCGGUACUCGACGCCGAACGAUGGGGAUUCGACUUUCACUUGGAGAUACCGACGUCCAAUUCGAGGUACGAGUGGGAGCUGGUUACACCGCAGGACGUGGUGCCUGAACCCUAUGCACUGCGAGGUAUGCCCUACUUGAGGAAACACGCGCCAAGCACGCCUCGGAAACUACGAGAUUCCUCGCCCACCUCCGCCAGAUUCCUCCGUAAGGAUCCUUCGUCCGGAUCUCCGAAGGUGACUCCGGUCCUGUCGGCGACGGAACGGACGCCUCCGCAGGAGCCGAGAGUACCGCAGAUCGGCGAGAUCACCGCCAGCGAUCUCUUCGACUUCGACUCGGACAAGAAAGUGUAUAUCGCCGAACCUACUACCCCUGUUUUAUCAACCUCUGCAACGAGGAAACAGUCCUCCAUAACCGACUUUAUGAAGAGUCGUAAACGUAGCCUAAACGGUAGCGCGAAGAGCAUGAUAGAGCCGCCGGAGAAGAUGGCUCGCAACGCGGGUCAGAUACGCAGCUAAAAGCCUUCCAGCUUCCUCCUUCAGCCUCGCUGUCUUCUUCCAUCUGUUUGGAGCGCGCGAGUGCGACCGGAAAACACGAAGCAUCACUGCCAGGAGGAACGAGAAAGGCAGAAGCUCUGGCAGGAGGCGCGAGGUCCGUUGGCUGUGCCAUUCACGUAGAUUUAUCCGCCAUGAAUAUAUAGGCGAAUAUGGUGGGGAAAAUUAAAAAAAAAAAAAAAA
Messenger RNA from Heterotrigona itama, 1165 nucleotides. NCBI's taxonomy places the organism in Eukaryota, Metazoa, Arthropoda, Insecta, Hymenoptera, Apidae. The record is from the annotation of a GenBank genome assembly.